GAUAAAAAUUCACUUUUAAAAUCAGUCGCAAUCCCUCAUCGAGUCGCAUUUCGAAGCCAAAAAUCGCAUCAAAUUGACAUUCUCCGUUGCCAUACCGCAAAUCGUAAGCAUGAAAAGCUGUUUCUAAGCCAGUUACUCGCGUUGUUACAUCAUGAAUCAAGACGACAUAAUUUACAUUCUCUUGCUGGUCUCGUCGAUUGUGUUCGGGAACUUUUAUCGGACCUUCGAUGCACGUCGUCGCAAGUACGUGGGCUUCGUCGUGGGACUCCUGAUCUCCAGCGUAGUCUCGAAAUACCACACAAUUCACUUGAUUUUCUCCGUUUGCCUCAAUUCUUGCCUCAUUUUGUACACAAAUCGACGAAUUUGUCAAAUUUUGAGCUUUUUCUUCAUGUUCGGCUAUUUGAUCUUCGUGCGGAUGUUCGUUCGGGUUUCGGGUCCUUGCAACAUGAUUCAGAUGAUUUUGACGCUGCGAUGCGUUGGGCUGUCGUUCGAAGUGAAUCAAGCGGCACAAAAACAGGACAAUCGUUCGAGUUACGAAAAGGAAUUGCUUCAUUUGUCAUUUUUCGACGUGCUUUGUUACGGAUUCAACUUUAUUGGGCUUCUCACGGGCCCCUAUUACUCUUACAAGACGUAUCUCGACUACUUUCGCUUCAGUUUCGGGCAAUAUGCGAACUGCACAAAGGCAACAAUUGAAAAAUUCAUCGGAGUUCCGUUUUAUGUCGUCAUUUAUUUGCUCGCCGAAUACAUUUGGCCUCUGAAUUACGCGAAAUCUGAUGAAUUUUACGAAGAACGCUCCGUUUUGUAUCGCUUGUGGUACAUUUUUCCGACUUUUUUGAUAUUUCGCAUGCGAAUGUACGCGGGAUUGACGCUGAGUGAGUGCGUUUGUACGAUCACGGGCAUGGGAGCUUAUCCGACAGUAGCAAAUAACAAAACGGGAGCCGGUCCGGAGUUGGAAGGAUAUGAAAGUUUGAAUGUAGCGCCCGAGAAACACGAAUAUGACUUUGAGACGGUGCGAAAUAUGGAUGUCAUGGGCACAGAAACUUGCGUGACGUUCCGGGAAGGCAUGAAAACGUGGAAUAAAUGUGUGCAGUAUUGGCUUGCGGUUGUUGUUUAUAAGAGAUUUCCGAGCAAGCAGUUUAGAACGUUGGCUACUUUGGCGACGUCGGCAGUUUGGCACGGCAUUCAUCCCGGCUACUAUUUCUGCAUCUGCGGCGCCCCCUUCUACAUGCCCGUGGAAGAUCUUUGGAACAAACUCGUGCGAAAAGACGCCACGGGCCCGCUGCGACAAUUUCUCGAUGCCAUUUUCACGCUCAACAAAUGGUUUGCCUUCUCGUACAUGGGCACGGCAUUCCUCCUGCUUUCCAUCGACAAAAUUUGGAAAUUCUACUCGUCAGUUUAUCACAUUCCCUACAUCUUAUGGGCAACAUUGUACUUGAUCGGCAUGGGACUUAAUAUGACAAAAAAGUCAACAAAAGCCAAAGAAGGUUAAUUUUAGCACAAAAAAUCGAACGAACGCUCUAAAAAUAAAUUAAAUUACCAUUAGAUUGUAAGAGAGACAAAGAAAAAAAAAGUUAUAUUAGUAAUUUAUGCAUAGAGACAACUUUUUUUAUUAGUUAAAUAUUUAAGACCCUCUUUCCCUAACUAACUUCGCAUAAAUAUUUUUCAGAUUAAAAAAUGAAUGAACUAACACACUUUUU
Molecule: messenger RNA, 1697 nt
Organism: Culicoides brevitarsis
Lineage: Eukaryota; Metazoa; Arthropoda; Insecta; Diptera; Ceratopogonidae
Gene: frj
Product: lysophospholipid acyltransferase 7
Exons: 3
Coding region: 152-1489 (445 amino acids)
Biological process (GO): lipid modification; phosphatidylinositol biosynthetic process
Cellular component (GO): mitochondria-associated endoplasmic reticulum membrane contact site; membrane
Molecular function (GO): lysophospholipid acyltransferase activity
Source: RefSeq, a predicted model, not a curated record